GUGGCCUGGUCAGAGUGGCAAAAAGGGAGCUGGUGCCCAGACAUAGUCACCUUGCCUCUCCCCGUCCACCCAGCCCUGGGGCACCAGACCCCUUCCAAGGUCCUCAAGCAACUCUUUCCUGCCCAGGGUUCACAGUCCCUGGCCCCUGCCUGGAAAAGUGUUGGGGGCAGGAGGAGGGGGCUGUGCUUACCCGGCUCCCUCAUAUCUGCGAGGCCUGCCCUUUACCAAGCUGGGACUCCACCAGCUUGGGAGGUGGUACUAGUGCUUUUCCUGAUUUGCAGAUGGGACAAUGAAUGCUGGAAGGACUGCUGAUCCCCCCAACCCCAUGGUCACAUGGGAAUUCAGCCCUCAGAGGUGGCGUGGCCUGCUCUUGCCUCUGCCCACCCGUCUCCGGCAGUCAGGGCUGCAGUUUUCAGCCAUAGAAGGGCAAGGCUGCAUGCGGAUGCACCCAGGAGGCUGCCCGGCGGGAAGACUGAGCUGCCUCUGCUGGUUUCAGCGGCCUGGAGUGGGGAGGGAGGAGGGGGAUAAAUAAAGCCUGCAGGCCAGCCAGCUGUCCCGUGCUGGGGCCCCUAGACAGGCCCUGCCACCUCUCACCUUUCCUAGUUUAGAAACUAGAAAAUCCCUCACUGCUUCCCCAGUGGAAGCUGCCCCAGGAGUGGCCCAGUGGGGCCAACCAGCUGUUCUAUGCCAGCAGCUCCGGAGUAUGUACAUUUCCACUCUGGUUCCAACUUGUUCUUCUAUUCACGGCCCCAUUAAGAAAAACAUUCAUCUGCAGGCCGGACCGGGUUGGGAUUCAGCAAGUUGGUGUGGCUACUCUGAGUGUGUGACACACCUGCAGGGGCCUGUGAGCAGUGGGAGGGCCAGACAUGUGGAUUUCCAGGGCUGGUGGCUUCCUUUCUCCAGGCCUCAGUGUCCUCAUCUAUCAAAUGAGAUCAAUUCUUGCCAAACAGAGUUGCUGUGACAAGAAAGUAAAUGAGACAGAGGAGCCCAGCACUGCGCCCUGGAGAUUUUGAUUCGCUUUCCAAGGACAAUGUCUUCGAGAAUAACCGUUUGGCCUUUGAAGUGGCUGAGAAGGAGCUGGGGAUCCCCGCUCUCCUGGACCCCAAUGACAUGGUCUCCAUGAGCGUCCCUGACUGCCUCAGCAUCAUGACCUAUGUGUCCCAGUAUUACAACCACUUCUGCAGUCCUGGCCAAGCUGGUGUCUCACCACCCAGAAAGGGCCUGGCACCCUGUUCCCCGCCAUCUGUAGCACCCACUCCAGUGGAACCAGAAGAUGUGGCUCAGGGCGAGGACCUCUCCUCAGGCAGCCUGUCAGAGCAGGGCACCGGCCAGACCCCCAGCAGCACGUGCGCAGCCUGCCAGCAGCAUGUGCACUUGGUGCAGCGCUACCUGGCUGACGGCAGGCUGUACCAUCGCCACUGCUUCCGGUGUCGGCGGUGCUCCAGCACCCUGCUCCCUGGGGCUUAUGAGAAUGGGCCCGAGGAGGGCACCUUUGUGUGUGCAGAACACUGUGCCAGGCUGGGCCCGGGGACACGGUCGGGGACCAGGCCUGGGCCCUUCUCACAGCCAAAGCAGCAGCACCAGCAGCAACUCGCAGAAGAUGCCAAGGAUGUUCCAGGAGGCGGCCCCAGCUCCAGUGCUCCUGCAGGGGCUGAGGCCGAUGGACCCAAGGCCAGCCCUGAGGCCCGGCCGCAGAUCCCUACCAAGCCCCGGGUUCCUGGCAAACUACAGGAGCUGGCCAGCCCCCCUGCGGGCCGCCCCACCCCUGCCCCCAGGAAGGCCUCUGAGAACACCACCCCAGCACCCCCCACGCCCCGGCCCCGCUCCAGUCUGCAGCAGGAGAACCUGGUGGAGCAGGCUGGCAGCAGCAGCCUGGUGAACGGGAGACUGCACGAACUACCUGUCCCCAAGCCGAGGGGGACACUGAAGCCGUCCGAGGGGACACCAGCCCCCAGGAAGGACCCCCCAUGGAUCACGCUGGUGCAGGCAGAACCAAAGAAGAAGCCAGCCCCACUUCCCCCAAGCAGCAGCCCGGGGCCACCAAGCCAGGACGGCAGGCAGGUGGAGAAUGGAGGCACCGAGGAGGUGGCCCAGCCGAGCCCAGCGGCCAGCCUGGAGUCCAAACCCUAUAACCCCUUUGAGGAGGAGGAGGAGGACAAGGAGGAAGAGGCUCCAGCUGCACCCAGCCUGGCCACCAGCCCUGCCCUGGGCCACCCGGAGUCCACACCCAAGUCCCUGCACCCCUGGUACGGCAUCACCCCUACCAGCAGCCCCAAGACAAAGAAGCGCCCUGCCCCGCGCGCACCCAGCGCGUCCCCACUGGCUCUCCACGCCUCCCGCCUCUCGCACUCGGAGCCGCCCUCGGCCACACCAUCGCCAGCGCUCAGCGUGGAGAGCCUGUCGUCUGAGAGCGCCAGCCAGACUGCAGGUGCAGAGCUUCUGGAGCCGCCAGCUGUGCCCAAGAGCUCCUCAGAGCCUGCUGUCCAUGCCCCUGGUACCCCUGGAAACCCUGUCAGCCUCUCUACCAACUCCUCCCUGGCCUCCUCUGGGGAACUAGUGGAGCCUAGAGUGGAACAAAUGCCUCAAGCCAGCCCUGGCCUUGCCCCCAGGACCAGGGGCAGCUCAGGUCCCCAGCCAGCCAAGCCCUGCAGUGGCGCCACCCCAACGCCUCUCUUGUUGGUUGGAGACAGGAGCCCGGUGCCUUCCCCUGGAAGCUCGUCCCCACAGCUGCAGGUAAAGUCCUCCUGCAAGGAGAAUCCUUUUAACCGGAAGCCAUCACCUGCAGCGUCCCCAGUCACAAAGAAGGCCACCAAGGGAUCCAAGCCAGUGAGGCCACCUGCCCCUGGACACGGCUUUCCACUCAUCAAACGCAAGGUCCAGGCUGACCAGUACAUCCCUGAGGAGGACAUCCAUGGAGAGAUGGAUACCAUUGAGCGCCGGCUGGAUGCCCUGGAGCACCGUGGGGUGCUGCUGGAAGAGAAGCUGCGUGGCGGCCUGAAUGAGGGCCGUGAGGAUGACAUGCUGGUGGACUGGUUCAAGCUCAUCCACGAGAAGCACCUACUGGUGCGGCGAGAGUCCGAGCUCAUCUAUGUCUUCAAGCAGCAGAACCUGGAGCAGCGCCAGGCUGAUGUCGAGUAUGAGCUCCGGUGCCUCCUCAAUAAGCCAGAAAAGGACUGGACGGAGGAGGACCGGGCCCGGGAGAAGGUGCUGAUGCAGGAGCUUGUGACCCUCAUUGAGCAGCGCAACGCUAUCAUCAACUGCCUGGAUGAGGACCGGCAGAGGGAGGAAGAGGAGGACAAGAUGUUGGAAGCCAUGAUCAAGAAGAAAGAGUUCCAGAGGGAGGCUGAACCUGAGGGCAAGAAGAAGGGGAAGUUCAAGACCAUGAAGAUGUUGAAACUGCUAGGAAACAAACGUGAUGCCAAGAGCAAGUCCCCCAGAGACAAGAGCUAACAGCACGAGAAGCCAGUUGGGGAUUGCCCCCUCCUGGAGCAGCUCCUGGGCUGUGCUCUGUUUGAAGGGGGUGCCCUGCUCCCCUCAGAUCAGUCAGGAGGAAGAUGACUAAGGGGAGGGAUCCUCUGGGUGAUGGCCUCUUCCUCCUCAGGGACCUCUGACUGCUCUGGGCCAAAGAAUCUCUUGUUUCUUCUCCGAGCCCCAGGCAGCGGUGAUUCAGCCCUGCCCAACCUGAUUCUGAUGACUGCGGAUGCUGUGACAGACCCAAGGGGCAAAUAGGGUCCCAGGGUCCGGGGAGGGGCGCCUGCUGAGCACUUCCGCCCCUCACCCUGCCCAGCCCCUGCCAUGAGCUCUGGGCUGGGUCUCCGCCUCCAGGGUUCUGCUCUUCCAGGCAGGCCAGCAAGUGGCGCUGGGCCACACUGGCUUCUUCCUGCCCCAUCCCUGGCUCUGAGUCUCUGUCUUCCUGUCCUGUGCAGGUGCCCCUGGAUCUCAGUUUCCCUCACUCAGGAACUCUGUUUCUGAAGUCUUCAGUUAAGUUUGAGUUUAUGACUCAGUGGCCUGUACUGUCAGACGUGAAUGGGCCUGACGGGCAAAUCCAUCCCUCUCUCCCUCACAGUUCCAGGAGCGGCUUCCCUCGUCUCCCCUUACUCCACAGGGAGCCUCCCUUGCCAGGACCAGGGCUGCGACGGCCAUGCUGGGGCAGGUGGGUGCUCUGUUAGCUGCUCCCAGUGCUGUCCCAGGCUGCAGUUCUGGUGCCUGGUUGUCAGGUAGGAAGGGUGCACUUGAAGCAGGUGCUCAUCUCGGUUCCCUAACGUUUAUAGUCUGACCCCUCAUUUAGGCUUUCCUCUGCCACCCCGGUCCAGGGAAGAGGCUCGCUCCCGCCCAUGGUCAUCACUGGUCUGUCUGCUCUGUUGUCUGUUCUCUCCCUGACUCCCUCCCACCGAAGGCCUGAUGGCCACUCACCCCUCUGGGAUGGCUAUGGGAGAGGAGGAGUGAUGGGGACCGCCACCUUUUCUGCAGGAAAUGUGCCCAGCAGCUCUUGGUCAAAGCACUGUUGCUAUAAACUAUCUCUGGGAUGCCUCUAGGCCCCCUUCCCUCUACACACCUCUGGGAAAAGAUCACACUGUAUUAACUCUCGAGGAGUUUCCUCACCAAUAAACAGACAACCUCAACUGCCA
Pan troglodytes (chimpanzee) is the source of this 4628-nucleotide messenger RNA. It is a transcript of the gene MICALL1, whose product is annotated as MICAL like 1. Lineage: Eukaryota; Metazoa; Chordata; Mammalia; Primates; Hominidae. Bases 973 to 3450 code for a protein of 825 amino acids. The record is from RefSeq and is a predicted model, not a curated record. Gene Ontology annotation, molecular function: protein binding. The transcript is spliced from 16 exons.